Molecule: messenger RNA, 2322 nt
Organism: Symbiodinium natans
Lineage: Eukaryota; Dinophyceae; Suessiales; Symbiodiniaceae
Source: the annotation of a GenBank genome assembly
AUGGUGGCUGCCCGGAGCACCCGGGCCUUCCAGGAUGCCGAGUUCCCGGCCGGGCCUCGGGCGGUAGAUGGCCGGCGCGAGGACCGGGUUGGCAUGGACGUCUUCCGGGCCGCGCUCUCGGAGAGCCACAAGACCCUGAGGCCAGAGGAGGGCAUGCUCUGCCGCUGUGGGCAGCCGGCACAGCUGCGCCGGGUGCAGCGGAAGGGCCCGACCUUUGGGAGGCCCUACUACGCGUGCGCGCUCCGUGCCUGCCGCUUCUUUGAGUUUGCCGACGAGGGUUCGACGCUUGCGGCGCUGGAGCUGCAGUGGAAGCGCUUCCCUGCAACGGGCGAGGGGGGCUGGACGGUCGUGCGAGACGAAGGCUUCAGACCUGCUGAUGUCCAGCAGGGAGGUGUGGGCGACUGCUGGUUCAUGAGCGCUCUCGCAGUUGUGGCCGAGCGCCAUGACUUGAUGUGCAAGCUGCUGCCCAACCUGAACCUUGGCGCGGAGAGUGGAUGCCACGAGGUCCGCCUCUUCUUGGACGGCCGCUGGACCUCCCUUUUGGUGGACGACCAUUUCCCGACCACCACCAAGCAGCGGCGCCCCACUGCCGAUGGCAGUGGCCUGGCUUUCGGCCGCUGCGCUCGCUGCCAGCUUUGGGUGUCCCUGAUUGAGAAGGCGUACGCCAAAGCGCACGGCGCCUACCGCUUCAUCAGCGGCGGGGAGACCUCGGAGGCGCUGUUGGAGCUGACCGGAGCACCCACGGAGGUGGUUCACUUCCGUGAUCCCGGCUUCGAUCCCGAACUUUUCUGGGCUCGCCUGGUGUCCCUCCUCCAGGCCGGAUGCCCUGUCGGUUGCGGCACGGGGGCCGAGACGCUGGAGGAGCUUGGGCUCGUGGGGCAGCACGCCUACUCCGUCUUGGAGGCGACCGGCUUGGGCCUGGCUCUCGGGGAGCGACGCGUGAAGGUGCGGAACCCGUGGGGCGAGUGGACGCGCCGGGAGCAGGACGAGCUGCUGGCGCAGCUGGGCGCGGCCGUCGUGCCCGACGAAGGGAGCUUCUGGAUGAACUACGUGGACUUCAUUCGGGGCUUUGCCUGUGCCGACAUCUGCUACGCCAGGGACGGAUGGCACGCCCGCAGCUUCGACGCCGAGUUUGGAGGUGGCGGCGUCGGCUGCCGCAGCGCGCUGCAGCUCUGUGCGGAGUGUGGCGUGGAGUGCUGGGUGAUGGCCAUCCAGCCCACAGAGCGAGGGAAGCAGGUGAAGAGGCCGCCCAGCUACUACCUGAACGACCUUUCCUUGCUGAUAUUCGAAGACCUUUACUCCGAGAAGCCCCGGUUGGUGAAAGCUCGAAUUGGCGGGGCCCGCCGCGAUGUGGCGUGCUCCGUGGUGCUGGAGUCGGGCAGGGUGUACACGGUCGUUCCCGUGAGCUUCCGGGCCAGCCGCGGAUCCUUCGUCCUGCGGCUCUACAGCGCUUCCCCAGUCCAAGUCCACGAAGCACCACCAGCAGCCCAGCAGACCUGGGCCGCCCUCCACCAGCUCCUGGUGUCUCCGGAGCCUCCCUUAAAGGAUGCCAACGUCUGGCGAAGGGCUCAGGACUUCGGCGUCGGGCAGCUGCUGGUGGUCGAGGGCCCCGCCAUGGCUUUGGGUGUGCUGGUGAACUUGGGCCCCGUGAUGCUGAAGGUGGACCUCUGCGCCUUCGGCAACCAUGCGGCCCUCCGGAGCCCGCUGGGCAUGCUCGAGGGCUCCGUGGAUGAGAGCCGAAACCAGCAAGAAGCCAAGAAGAAGCCGACGACACGACAGUCGCGGCCGUCAAAGGCCACGAAGGCGGACUGGCGGGAACACCACCUGCAGGUCUUGGUCCCGGCUUUCUCGCAGCGCCUGGCCUUUGUCGCUGUGGCCUUGCUGGAGAAGAACUGGGACUUUUCGCUGGAGUCCUUGAAUGCCGAGCAGCUCAGUGAGGCGGAUCCCGUGGAAGAGCCAGCAGGCCACCCCUUUGCGCCUGUCCCACUCGCCCUCGCCGUGCACGCAACCGGCCUGGACAAGCUGGAGGAGCUGGAGGAGAUGGAGCUGCAAGCGGCUUUGCGCGAGAGUGUCCUGCACCCCGAGUGCGACUCUGACCCCGAGCUGGAGCUGGCUCUAAGCAUGUCUCUCAUGGAGGCCGAGGCAAGCGCUGAUGUGAGCAAAGCGGCUGCGAAGGUGGACGUGAAUGGAACCGCGGAUGCGGACGCAAGCGUGAAUGUGGAUGCGCAUGCGGAUGCGAAUGUGGAUGGCAGGGCGGACGUCGGUUUGGAUGACCAGCCGCGCCGCAGGGGACGCUGGAUGCGGCGCAGCAGGCAGACAUAA